AUUACACCAGGUUUGAGCCACCAGGAUCAAGUUUACCAUAUCCUCUGAUCGGAAAGCUGCUACUAUCAGAGUUCCUUGCUUGCAAAGCACAUUCCUGUCCUCCUUUGCUUUCAAAAUCCCUUUUCUUCCUGGAGCAGUGUUCCUGACACUCCAGUAACCCUUUUAUUUUUCUUUUAAAGCCCAGUCCAUCCAGAAUCACCUUUUUCCUCAUCCAUUCUGUGCUUGCUUGUUCUCCUCUUCAGCAUUCUAUUUAAAUGGUGUUUAUUUUUCUGCUAGGUUAUAAGCAAGCUUAGAAAGGGCCCGGGUCUGAUGUCAACUUGAGGGUGUUGUCAUCUGUGGCUGUUGGGAACAGAACUUUUAUAAUCAGCAACGUUUAAAAAUAGCUAUGCCCAUCAGCCAAACUAUUUUUCUUCUUGGAGUUUAUACCAAAGAAAUCAGCGGUGAUAUAACCGACACGCUAGCAAGGGGAGUCACUCUGGCCUCACUUAUAAUAGUGGGACAACGAGGAGUCAUCCAGAUGCCUAACAACAGGGGGCUGCUUGAAGUAUGAUCACGUGUAGUACUUAAAAACAGCAGUGUAGUGGGAGCCCUGGUAGUCUAGUGGUUAUUCAUUGCUCCGCUAACAGCAAAAACAGCAGGGUAGUCAGUUGAACUUGCUCACCUCAUGCUGAUGACUGAGAGUUGAAUGAGGUCUUAGAGAGCUUGACUAUUUCUCUGGGCUAAUUUUAACAAUGAUUUCUUGAGAUCUUGUAGAUGCUGCUGCCCAUACUGUGAAGAAGAAGUCAAGGAGUGAGGUUGGCCCAGAGAGGAAGGAGACUUUUCUCGAAUGACAACAAUGACAAGAGAGAACUGGACCCACAGUGCUCUGAGACAAGAGAGUCUUGUGAAAGGGAAGGAUGAUGUCUGGAAGUGGGGCACCGGCCUCCCAGGGAGCAGCGCCUCUGUGUGGGAGACCUCCCACUUGCACUUUAGACAGCUCCGUUACCACGAGACGUCCGGGCCCCAGGAGGCUCUGAGCCGACUCCGGGAGCUCUGCCGCCGAUGGCUGAGGCCAGAAGCACGUACCAAGGCCCAGAUCCUGGAGCUGCUGGUGCUGGAGCAGUUCCUGAGCAUCCUGCCUGGGGAGCUCCGCACCUGGGUGCAGCUGCAUCGGCCCGGCAGUGGGGAGGAGGCCGUGGCCCUUGUAGAGGAGCUGCAGAGGGACCUUGAUGGACCAGCACUAAAAGUUCCGGUCCGUACGCAGGUCCAGGACCCUCUGCAGGAGGGGAGGAGCUCUUCAGGAACACCACUUCCUUCUGCACUGGCUGGUUGUCACCGAUCAGGGGGAGCGUGCCCGAGUCCUCUGACUGACCCAGUGGUGUUUAACCCCCAGGAUCUUCAACAUGAACCUCUGGCCGCCGAGGUGUCUGCCCGUUCCCAGGAAGAGAACCCAAGAAAUCAGUUAAUGGCCCUCAUGCUUCUCACAGCCCAGCCCCAGGAAUUGGUGAUGUUUGAAGAGGUCUCUGUCUGCUUCACUUCCGAGGAAUGGGCCUGUCUGGGCCCAAUUCAGAGGGCCUUGUACUGGGAUGUGAUGCUGGAGAAUUAUGGAAAUGUGACCUCACUAGAAUGGGAGACCAUGGCUGAGGAUGAGGAGGUGACAUCCAAGCCAGGCGUUUCUCCGCGCUCAGACUCUCAUAGAGGAACCUCUAAAAGACUCCACCGCAGUGUUUCCACCAUCCUUAACUCUGAGCAAAAGUGUGACUGGCAAGUGUCGGCAAAUCAGUGGGAAGACGCCAUGGGAAACAGGGCGGCCACAGUGAAGAAAGGCUCCCCACGUGAGCGGGACAGGAAGAGAAGGACGGCACCAGACGAAGGGCUUCCAACGUGGAAGGAGUCGGAAGAAAGCUUGGCUCUGGGUGCAGCUCUUUCUGAAAGUUUAAUAGGCAUGGAAGGAAAGAAGUUUUACAGAUGUGAUGUAUGUUGUAAACUUUUCAACAAGAUCUCUCAUCUGAUAAACCACAGGAGGAUCCACACGGGUGAGAAGCCCUAUAAAUGUAAGGAGUGUGGAAAAGGCUUUAUUCAGCGCUCAAGCCUUCUGAUGCACUUACGGAACCAUUCUGGUGAGAAGCCCUAUAAAUGUAAUGAAUGUGGGAAAGCUUUUUCUCAGAGUGCUUACCUUCUGAACCAUCAGAGAAUCCACACCGGGGAGAAACCUUACAAGUGUAAGGAGUGUGGCAAGGGCUUCUACAGGCAUUCCGGCCUCCUUAUCCAUCUGAGGCGCCACUCCGGAGAGAGGCCUUAUGAAUGUAACGAAUGUGGGAAAGUUUUCUCUCAGAACGCCUACCUCAUCGACCACCAGAGACUCCACAGAGGGGAAGAGCCGUAUAAAUGUAACAAGUGUCAGAAAGCGUUCAUCCUGAAGAAGAGCCUCAUUCUGCACCAGAGAAUUCACUCUGGGGAGAAGCCCUAUAAAUGUGAUGAGUGUGGGAAAACCUUUGCUCAGACCACGUAUCUUGCUGACCACCAGCGACUCCACAGUGCAGAGAACCCGUACAAGUGCAAAGAGUGUGGGAAAGUCUUCAUCCGGAGUAAAAGCCUCCUCCUGCACCAGCGAGUCCACACCGAGAAGAAGACCUUUGGCUGUAAGAAGUGUGGAAAGGUCUUCAGCUCUCAGUCUCACCUCGCCGAGCAUAAGAGGCUGCACAGCAGAGAGAAGCCGUACAAAUGCAGCCAGUGUGGCAAGGCCUUCACCCAGAGUGCUUACCUCUUCGACCACCAGAGGCUCCACAACGGGGAGAAGCCCUACGAGUGUAGCGAGUGUGGGAAGGUUUUCAUUCUGAAGAAGAGCCUCAUUUUGCACCAGAGGUUCCACACCGGCGAGAACCUCUUUGAAUGUAAAGACUGCGGCAAGGUCUUUGGCUCCGGUAGAAACCUCCUUGACCAUGAGAGACUGCACAAUGGGGAGCAGCCCUAUGCAUGUCCGGAGUGCGGGAAGACCUUUAUUAUGAGCAAAAGCUUUACGGUCCACCAGAAACUCCACACCCAAGAGAAAGCGUACAAAUGUGAGGACUGCGGGAAGGCUUUCAGUUACAAUUCAAGCCUGCUGGUACAUCGGAGAAUUCACACUGGGGAAAAGCCCUUCGAAUGCAGUGAGUGUGGCAGAGCCUUCAGCUCUAAUAGAAACCUCGUCGAGCACAAGCGAAUCCAUAGUGGGGAGAAGCCCUACGAGUGCAACGAGUGUGGCAAGUGCUUCAUUCUGAAGAAGAGCCUCAUCGGGCACCAGCGAAUUCACACGAGGGAAAAGUCUUACAAAUGCAACGACUGUGGGAAAGUCUUCAGCUACCGCUCCAACCUGGUCGCCCACCAGCGGAUCCACACUGGGGAGAAGCCCUAUGCAUGUCAUGAGUGUGGGAAAGGGUUUACUUACAAUAGAAACUUGAUAGAGCAUCAGAGGAUUCACAGUGGCGAAAAGACCUAUGAAUGUCACGUGUGCAGGAAGGUUCUCACCUCCAGCAGAAACCUCAUGGUGCAUCAGCGGAUCCACACUGGAGAGAAGCCCUACAAGUGCAGUGAGUGUGGGAAAGACUUUAGUCAGAACAAAAACCUUGUUGUGCACCAGAGAAUGCACACCGGGGAAAAACCUUAUGAGUGUGACAAGUGUAGGAAAUCCUUUACUUCUAAGAGAAAUUUAGUUGGCCACCAGAGGAUCCACACAGGGGAGAAACCUUAUGGGUGCAACGAUUGUAGUAAGGUUUUUAGACAAAGAAAAAACCUGACCGUUCAUCAGAAAGUUCAUUCAGAUGAAAAACCCUAUGAGUGUGAUGAGUCUGAAAAAGAAUUCUCUCCGGCUUCAAGUCUUCCACCCCAAAAUCCAUACUGUGGAGGAAUUCUUUUGGUUACAGAAUAUCAGUGAGUCCAUGAUAGAGAUUCAGAAAGUUGAGUUUGAAAUCAAAUAAAAUCUCUGCUACCUACGUAACUGUUGAAGGAAUGACAGUAUAUGGCUCCUGGCAGGAAAGUUUUCAAAUCUAGACUUUCAAACCUAUAGCAGCACACACCACUUCCUAGUUAAAGGUCUAAUGUCACACCAUCUGUUAGGACCCUUAAAAGGACCCUUGGAGCAAGUAAGGACACUGAGACAAACAGUGUACUGUCUUAUGAGAUGUACUGCUGUUGUAAAUGAUAGCAAAAAAUAUUUGUAAGAUAUAUAUAUAUAUAUGUAUAUAUAUAUAUGCAUAUGUAUAUUUAUAUAUGUCUUUAUUUUAGAAAGCAGGCAUUGGUUCUGAAAAGAUGUGUCUAGUGCUGAACAUUUCAAAGGUGGCAUGACUGUUGCAGAAGUCUCUAUAGCUAAUACAAUCCAAACUUGUAAGACAUGGGUUUGUGUGGGCAAGUGUCUGCUGUUUGAGAACAAUCUAAAAAGAGCACUAGUCUUGUAAUCAAAAGACCAAGGUUUGGGUCCUGACUCCUCAUCCUACGCAGUCGGCGAUGGUGUAAGUUGGACUGGUGAGUAAGUCUUUGUUUCCUUCUAAAUCACAUGUUGACGUCAUCCCCACCUCACAGGGUUGUUGUGAGAAUUCAGUAUAAGGGUCUUUGUACAUUCGUAAAAUCACUCUGUUGUCAAUAAAAUGCAACAAAAAAAGGUAAAGUCAAAUUUUAGACCAUAAGUUGUAGGUGGCAUAGUGUACAUUUGUUCAUUAAACCUGAAUAUUGGAUUUCAGAAGCGGCUCAUUUGUAGAGUAAAAGGAAGCAUGUGUAUCUCAAACUAGAAUCAAGUACUCUAAGAAUAAUUGUUUUAAAUUACAUCUUUAAUAAGAUUUAAGGAAGUCACGGAA
Molecule: messenger RNA, 4808 nt
Organism: Echinops telfairi (small Madagascar hedgehog)
Lineage: Eukaryota; Metazoa; Chordata; Mammalia; Afrosoricida; Tenrecidae
Gene: ZNF197
Product: zinc finger protein 197
Exons: 5
Coding region: 827-3892 (1021 amino acids)
Biological process (GO): regulation of transcription by RNA polymerase II
Molecular function (GO): DNA-binding transcription factor activity, RNA polymerase II-specific; RNA polymerase II cis-regulatory region sequence-specific DNA binding
Source: RefSeq, a predicted model, not a curated record